Messenger RNA from Paralichthys olivaceus (Japanese flounder), 826 nucleotides. The record is from RefSeq and is a predicted model, not a curated record. Lineage: Eukaryota; Metazoa; Chordata; Actinopteri; Pleuronectiformes; Paralichthyidae.
UUUGACAGACUCAGGAUUUAAACUCAGUGAAGCCACGUUCACUUUUUAUUCUCCGGCUUCUUUAAAACCAACUUUGUCACUUUUCCACUUUAAAGCAGCAGCUCAGAUGAAGUUUCCCCACGUGUGGCUGCAGAGGGCGCUGCUGUUCCGUCAGAAGUGAAUCGUGCUGCUUUAAUAUUUCUGUUGGUUUGUUUUCAUUCUGUUGAAACGUGACUCUAAUGAAGCUUUGUCUCGUUGCCAUGGUGACCUGGGUCUCUGCAGGACUACAUGAUGCAGCAGACGAUGCUGAGGGUCAAAGAUCCCGUGAGAUCUCUGGACUUCUACACUCGGAUCCUGGGCCUGACGUUUUUGCAGAAAAUCGACUUCCCCUCGAUGCGCUUCACUCUCUACUUCCUGGGUUACGAGGACAAGCAGGACAUCCCUGCUGACAUCAGAGAGAGGACAGCGUGGACCUUCUCUCGCCGAGGCACCAUCGAGCUCACGCAUAACUGGGGAUCAGAGACGGAUAAAAAACUGUCGUAUCACAACGGGAACAACCAACCACGAGGAUUUGGUCACAUCGGUAUCUGUGUCCCUGACGUCUCUGCCGCCUGUCAAUUGUUUGAGGAUCAGGGUGUAACGUUUGUCAAGAAACCACAGUCGGGUAAAGUCAAGGACUUGGCCUUUAUUCAGGAUCCUGACGGAUACUGGAUCGAGAUCUUUAGUGCGAGGAACAUGGUCGACUUGAUGUCCCCGUCACCGUGAGGACGAGACACACGAGAACGACUCAGGACAUUUAUUCACUUUUCAAACUCAUGAAAUCCAUAAAAACCUCAUCAUUACUAAA